This is a messenger RNA of Closterium sp. Yama58-4, 2565 nucleotides long. NCBI's taxonomy places the organism in Eukaryota, Viridiplantae, Streptophyta, Zygnematophyceae, Desmidiales, Closteriaceae. The record is from the annotation of a GenBank genome assembly.
AUGGCGGGACCGCAUCCGCGGGCCAGUAACUCCCCGUUCGCGACACGCCAGCGCUCCUUCCUGCUCCACUCAACCACUCACACUCGCGUUGCAAUUGUCGCCGCGCUGCUAGUCGUCUCUCUCUUUCUCGUCCUCCCGCAAUCCACGCGCGAGCUUCUAUUCCACACCGGCACCCCACCAGAGUCCCUCUCCCCGUCAGCGUUUCCGGAGCUCGAGACUACCAAUGCCACGUCAGGCAAGAAUGUCCACGUGGACGCUGACGUGGAACAUGUCACCCGGUCGCCUCUGGUCCCGCUGACGGUGCUUGCUGACCUGGAUGAUGACGGCGCAGUUUGCUUAGACGGCUCGCCGCCAGCCAUCCAUCUCUCCCCCGGAUGGGGUCGCGGGGCCAACAACUGGCUGAUUUACCUCGAGGGCGGGGGGUGGUGUAACAGCGAGGAGGAGUGCGCGCAUCGCGCCGCCACCCAUCUGGGUUCGUCCAAGCGCAUGGGGGGUCUCAUGGCCUUCGGAGGGAUCCUCUCCCAUGACCCUUCAGUCAACCCUGACUUCUACAACUGGAACCUGGUCCUCUUUCGUUAUUGUGACGGUGCCUCUUACCUGGGUGACACAAACGAGCCACUCCAGACAAACAACGGUCUUGUCCUUUUCCGGGGGAGGCGCAUCUUCGACGCGGUAACCCGGUACCUCGUCUCCCACCACGGCAUGGGGGCGGCAUCGUUUGUCUUAUUAUCCGGCUGCUCUGCUGGCGGGUUAGCCGCCUUGCAGCACUGCGAUAGGCUGGCGGAGAUUCUCCAGCAAUCCUUCAGCCAAUCAGCAAGCAAGGGAGCAGGAUCCGUGGAAGGAGAGGAGGAGAGCGCGAGAGAAGCGAGAGGGCAGGUGGGGGGAGGCCCGGUGGUGAAGUGCAUGGGUGAUGCGGGGUUCUUUCUGGACUCGGAGGAUGUUGGAGGAGUGAGGCGCAUGCGAGAGCGGUUCAGAGCGGUUGUUCAAACUCAGUGCUUCUUCCCAGAGCAUCUCCUGCCCUUCCUCCACCGGCCCUUCUUCAUCCUCAACCCCCUCUACGACUCCUGGCAGGUGUCCUUCUCGUUCGCCCAGCAUCAGGCUUUUCCUUCCCUAGACUGGCAUCGCUGCCGUACUGACCUGCGCUCCUGCCCCCCCCACCUUCUGCAGCUCCUCCACGAGAAGGGGGAGGAAGAGGUGGGGAAAAGGGGCAGAAGAGAUGGUGAUGGUGAGGAGGAGGAGGGGGAUGAUGGCGAGGGUAAGAGCGGGGAGGACACGGGAGGUGAGGAUGAGAGAGGGAGUGAGGAGGAGAAGGAAAGUCAGGAGGAUUCGGGGAGUGAAGAGAAGAGGGGGAGUGAGGAGAGGGAAAAGAAUGAGGACGCAACGGGAAGUGGCGGUGGUGCACAUGCGGAGGGGAACGAGGAGGAGGAGGAGGGAGAAGGGGAGCAGGAGGAGAAGGCAAGUGCAGAUGAGAGGGCAUCCAUGGGAGAGCAAAAGGGGCUGGUCGCUAGUUCUGAGGCGCGUGAAUACAAGGAGGAGGAGGGAGAAGGGGAGCAGGAGGAGAAGGCAAGUGCAGACGAGGGGGCUGACUCGGGAGAGCAGGAGGGGAUGGAGGUUGGAGAGGUGGGGAGGGGUUUUGGAGAGAUGGGGAGGGAUGUGCAUGGCGCUGUGGAGCAUGGGACUUUCUCUUCCGAGGUCUCCACAUCUGAGUCACACAAUGGAGCACUACUGCUGUCCUGCCAUCUGCAUUGCAUGGCACUGGCAUCGCAACUAUGGCACAGUGCUGGGGCUCCUCGUGUUGUAGGCAAGGCUAUCAUCAGUUUCACCAUCACUAGGUUUACAACGUACCCCAUGGCGCGACUACUCUUCGUCGUAUCGUUCGCCGUCCUGCUGGCGGUGGCGUCCGCAGGACAAACCGUCGUGACGGGACCCAACAACCCCGCGGUGAACCUCGACCAAGCCAAGGGCGACAAUGGCGUGGCGACGGUGGUCCCUCCUGGCAUCGAGAAGGCCGCGUCUGCGGGCAAGCUGGACAACUUCGAGGGGACAACGAUCGUGAGCCCGAGCACGGACAGCAUGCUGAUGGUGGACGUGAAGCAGGCCGGAUGGAACAAGAUGAAGUGCCACAAGGACCUGGGCAAACCCGGGGACGGCGCGUGCACGCCCGCCAACUGCAGCAAGGGCGGCAUCCCCGCCAAGUGGAAGACGUCGAACCUGCUCAAGAACAAGCUGGGCGUGGAGGUGUACGUGAAGGGCAACCCGCUGACGCUCAAGAAAGCGUCGCCGCAGACGUGCUGCAACACGUGCGCGGGGUUCAGCAGCUGCACAUACUGGCAGUACAUUCCCGAUAUUACCAUCGACGGCAAGAAGACGGACGGCGCGUGCUACCUGGUGCACGACAACAUCGACUACACGUGCGGCGAGCUGACGGCGCAGUACGCGACGGACUCGAAGCCCAUCGCGCUGCAGUCGAGCUCCGUGCUGUCCGUGGACUGCGCGCAAACCGAGUACCACCGCGCCAAGCAGCUGAGCCCCGUCGAGGAGUUCCCUAGGGAGCCCCUCAACUAA